Fibroporia radiculosa is the source of this 414-nucleotide messenger RNA. RefSeq lists its product as uncharacterized. The coding region runs from base 1 to 414 and encodes 137 amino acids. Gene Ontology annotation, cellular component: mitochondrial intermembrane space; mitochondrion. The transcript is spliced from 4 exons. Lineage: Eukaryota; Fungi; Basidiomycota; Agaricomycetes; Polyporales; Fibroporiaceae. The record is from RefSeq and is a predicted model, not a curated record.
AUGCGCAUUAACCGCACGAACGCCCAGUUCCGUGACCGGGACAGACAGGGUUUGGGAGGAAAGGGAAACAUAGAGGAGCAAGCGUGCGCGCAGAUGUGGAGAGAACUUGUCGCGAACUGGAAACGGCGGACGGAAAUAGUGGAAUAUUGCGUUGGUGUCGUGGACCAAUCAAUGGACGAGAAGCGCAAGCAAUUGCAACAAGAAGCAGGCGAUCCGGCGACGCAGCGCCGGAUACAGGGUACACUAUUUGCAGAAGAGGUCAAGCGAAAUCAGGUUCACAACGAGCUGACAGUAGAGCGCAUUGUGCGCCGCAGAUCAUUAGAGGCCUUCCAAUCUCGGUGCAAAUACUUCGAGCCCCCAUUGACGGACGCAGACGCGCGUCGCUGGUGGGAUGCGGCGCAGGCCGGCCAAUAA